Pan troglodytes (chimpanzee) is the source of this 444-nucleotide messenger RNA. RefSeq lists its product as uncharacterized. NCBI's taxonomy places the organism in Eukaryota, Metazoa, Chordata, Mammalia, Primates, Hominidae. The coding region runs from base 1 to 444 and encodes 147 amino acids. The record is from RefSeq and is marked validated. The transcript is spliced from 5 exons.
AUGAUUCACUUUUGUUUGGCCCACACGGCCUAUCGCUUGCACUGCUGGCUGCUGAGAACUCACCAGCUCAGGCUUUUAUUGACUUUUAGGCCCAGAUCUUCCCAAUAUUGCAGCCAAUCUCUCCUGUACAACCUGGUUAGUAAUACCAUCUUUACCUUCUUCACAAUUGGUUUUACUGUGCGGUUUGUUCAGAUGGAGCCAUUGCCACGGGCACUGAAGUGGAUGUUUUCUGCAUUUGGUGUGGGAUCCUUCAGUGAAGGAGUCUGCACUAUGGUGUUAACAGUUUUGGCAACAGACUGUGAAGAAACAACCCCUGAACUUUACUACUUGUCUGUGCUCCUGUCGGUGAGCAGCUUAACUUCUACAGUGCUUUUCUCAGGCCUGGGGCUGAUCUGGCGGGCCAGGGUGACCUGUCGAAGGCCAGAUGCUAACCCAACAGUCUGA